This is a messenger RNA of Corythoichthys intestinalis (scribbled pipefish), 1217 nucleotides long. RefSeq names its product NBL1, DAN family BMP antagonist (gene nbl1). Gene Ontology annotation, biological process: animal organ morphogenesis. The record is from RefSeq and is a predicted model, not a curated record. Gene Ontology annotation, molecular function: receptor ligand activity; BMP binding. NCBI's taxonomy places the organism in Eukaryota, Metazoa, Chordata, Actinopteri, Syngnathiformes, Syngnathidae. The transcript has 4 exons. The coding region runs from base 340 to 912 and encodes 190 amino acids.
ACCUCUCAGCAGGGGCUCCCUUCGUCUUCCCGACUGCGUGCCUUUUACUACCACAGCUUGGAAAGAGCUUUUCAACGGCCUUAACUUGGGACUUGACUCGGGCUGGACGAGGAGGAAAGAAAGAAUUAUGAAGGGGAGGGACCCUCGCUCCGGGCUGAUGGAGCCUGACAUGAGAUAGCAGCGCACGGCCCAUUUUAGGACAAACGAUGAUCUUCUCCUGGAUGACAUGACCGCUAUAUGACAUAGCAAGCUUGGAUGUACAGACGCUGAGCAAGACGCGCUCCUUAUUAACAAACUACAAGACACACACAUAUAUAUAUUGUUUUACUCCGGGAGACGAUGUUGACGCACAGCAACGGUGCAGUCAUGUGGCAGACCAUUCCUAUUUGCUGUGCCCUGUUUGCACUGUAUGCUGCGGCACCACCCGCACACAUCAACCGCCUGGCGUUGUUCCCUGACAAGAGUGCCUGGUGCGAGGCCAAGAACAUCACGCAGAUAGUCGGGCACACUGGAUGUCAGCCUCGAUCUAUUCAAAACAGAGCUUGUCUGGGCCAGUGUUUCAGCUACAGCGUCCCCAACACGUUUCCACAGUCAACGGAGUCACUGGUUCACUGUGACUCCUGCAUGCCAGCCCAGACUCAGUGGGAAGUGGUUACUCUGGAGUGCCCAGGGAAUGAAGAGACUCCUCAUGUGGACAAGCUAGUGGAGAGGAUCUUCCAAUGCAGCUGCCAGUCCUGCGGCAAGGAAGGCACCCAGGAGGGUGCAAUGAUGCAACUGUAUCCAACUGACAACCACCUGGACCCCCAAUCUUUACCUGACACCCAAAGCAAGACUCAUCCACCCACACACUCUAAGCAUGGCCACACACACGCAGGGCAUCACGCUCUUCCACACACGUCAGACGGCGGAUAGGUGCCUGCCGCUGUACCGUCGUCUACUUCGCAUCCUUGUUAAUGGGUAGUUUUGCAGAAGCACUUUGAAGAUGCGGAUUUCACGUUGUGUUAAAAGCUUCAAACACAUUUACAAAUUCCUUUUAUCUAUUGUUAAUACUGUUAAUUCAUGUCCUAAUUAACACAAGAGCCUAUAAAUGCACUGCUUUUGUUUACUGAUAAAACAUUGUGUGCAUAUGUGUAUCCAGACACAACCAUAGUUUGUUUAUGAACUGCGGUAUCUGCCCUUUAUCUGCAAUGACUCCAAUAAAUUCUGUUAUUGUUUUA